Lucilia sericata (common green bottle fly) is the source of this 4296-nucleotide messenger RNA. RefSeq lists its product as uncharacterized. NCBI's taxonomy places the organism in Eukaryota, Metazoa, Arthropoda, Insecta, Diptera, Calliphoridae. The annotation marks the transcript as partial. Gene Ontology annotation, molecular function: nucleic acid binding. Gene Ontology annotation, biological process: DNA integration. The record is from RefSeq and is a predicted model, not a curated record. The transcript has 4 exons.
AUGUCAACGAAUCAACCUGAAAAAUCUGCCGACAUCGAGGAAGCAGAACAUUCGCAGAACUUAUUGCCCUUUAAAACAAAAGCUACUGCAAUGAUAAAGCAGCUAGAGAAUUUGAACCAAACUUUAACCCCAUCUCAGCUAAAGGAGUAUGAUGACGCGGAGCUGUCCGUUCGCUUGAGCUACAUCGAGGAGCUUGAUGUUAAAUCUAAGUUAACUCGCCAACUCAAUGCCACUCGUAAGUUUGAUUCAAACCCGCGUAGUUCAACAUUGCGCCAAUUUUCGCUCGAUGAGUCGCCAUAUUCUCAAACAUCGCUUCGUAAAACAAAAGUUCCCGAAAUUCAAUUACCAAAAUUCGUUGGUGCUUAUUCGGAAUGGCCAAAUUUCUUUUCGUUAUUCAAGACCGUUAUACAUAACAACAAUGAUUUAAGCAAACUAGAAAAAUUCCACUAUUUACGUGCAAGUUUAGGCGAAGCUGCCCUCGACACUAUAGUUUCAUUGGAACUCAACGAUGCAAAUUAUGAGGAAGCUUUGUUAUUGUUAAAAAAUCGUUUUGACAAUAAGCUAUUAAAUUUCCAAACUCACAUCAAAGAGAUAUUUUCCUUAAAUUGUGUUGAAAACGGUUCAGCUGUUAGCUUACGUCGUUUGAGUGAUAAAUUAAAUGCACAUUUACGUGCUAUGCAAACGAUCGGUAAUCAACAACAAAUUGCCGACGGGCUUUUAAUUUAUUUAGUGUCAACAAAAUUGGACACGAAGACUCGAAUGAAAUGGGAGGAGAACUUGUCAAUUAAUGAGUUACCAACCUGGAACUCAAUGUCAACAUUUUUAGAACGCAGGUGUCGUAUGGUUGAGAAUUUAGAAAACUCAGCUUUAAGUAAGUCCUCAAACCCACCUGGCUCCAAAAAACUUCAUCAACAAUAUCGUCAUGUUCAUGUCUCUACCGCCACUUCGUCGGCUUUGUGCACAUUUUGCGAUUCCAAAGAUCAUUUCAUCACUAAAUGUUCACUUUUUGGAAAUUUGUCCCCUUCCCUCCGUUUUAAAGAAGCAAAAAGACUGAGGUUAUGCCUAAAUUGUUUAAAAAAAGGGCAUAUGCUCAACAGCUGUAUCUCAGGUAAUUGCCAACAGUGUUCUUUGAAACACCACACAAUGUUGCACAUCGAGAAGGUUAAGACAGAUGAACCCACAAAAUCUUCGGCGGAUCAAACAGCUCCAACUACUUCGCAAGCAGUACUGAUUUCUUCUGGCCCACCUCAUUUCACAAAGACGCCAUCCUCGAAUGUUUUGCUGGCUACUGCAAUUGUUAUGGCAAGUAUCUCUGGAAUUGGCGAUGGAGGUUAUACUAUAGAUAAAUCUGUUGAUAUUGUAAUAAAAUCUUUACAUGGAGAUUAUUCAACCACGCUAACUGCGAUGGUCGUCCCUAGCAUAACGGAUUACCAACCUGAUUUUAACAGAAAUAGACCAGAAUGGAAUAUUCCCAAAAAUAUAGAGCUCGCAGAUCCCUCUUUUGACAAAUGUGGUCGUAUCGAUGGUUUAAUAGGUGCCGAGUUGUUUUUUGAUUUAAUGUCAGUUGGACAAGUCAAAUUAGCUGAUAAUCUACCGGUGCUGCAAAAAACAUUAAUAGGUUGGGUAGUUGCUGGUGGUGGUUUUCGUACCCAACAUUACAGGUCGUUGGCUGUCAGUUGUAAUACAUUCGAGCAAGAGAAUCAAUUGUGUUCCAUCAUAAAAGGUUUUUGGGAAGUUGAAAACAAUUUUGAAAUCAAUCCACUAUCAAUUGAAGACAUUCAUUGCGAAAAUCACUUUUUGGAAAACACAGUCCGUCUUAAUACUGGCGAGUUUUCUGUGCGGUUACCUCAGAUCGAAGGGCGUGGUGCGGAUUCACUUGGCGAGUCGUAUAGCCGAGCUCUACAUCGAUUUAAGACUCUGGAAAGGAAACUCAAAAAGCUCCCGGAUAUUAAAGCACAAUAUGCAGAAUUUAUGAGUGAGUACAUUGCAUUAAAUCACAUGUCGUUAAUUUCUCCACAGAGCGAACCAAAGAAAUAUUUUCUCCCACAUCACUGUGUGCAUAAAAUAGACAGCACAUCUACAAAAUUAAGGGUCGUUUUUGACGGCUCUGCAAAAACAACCAGUGGUUUGUCGCUCAACGAUAUUUUGUACGCUGGUCCAACUAUUCAGCCCAAACUAUUUAACACCCUAUUGCGGUAUCGGUUUUUUAAGGUUGCCCUAAGUGGAGACAUUUGUAAAAUGUACAGGUGUGUUCGAUUGUCUUACCCAGAUGACUAUUUACAAUGUAUACUGUGGAGAGCAGAUGAAAGUGAGGAGAUAAAGACAUACAAAUUAAACACUGUUACCUACGGUACAAAGCCCGCUGCAUUUUUGGCAAUCCGCACCAUGCACCAACUCGCAACUGAAGAAGAAGGUAAAUUUCCAUUGGCUGCUAAAAUAGUAAGACGUGACUUUUAUGUAGAUGACAUGAUUUCUGGUGGUGACACUGUCGAAGAGGCUAUGGAGAUAAGGCAACAGGUAGCAGCUUUACUACAAACUGGCAAUUUUUUCAUAAGGAAAUGGUGUUCAAAUGUUCCUGCAGUCUUGAAUGAAGUACCUCCAGAUCAAUGUGAACAAUUUUUAAAAUUUAAAGACGGAACAGAUGUUACCAAAACACUUGGACUUGUUUGGGAUCCAAAGAGUGAUAACUUCAUCUUUUCGUUUACACCUGUUGAUAAUUGUAAAGUUAUAAAUAAACGAUCCAUUUUAUCAUCAAUUGCUCGUCUAUAUGACCCUCUCGGUUUAAUUGGUCCAGUCAUCACAAAGGCCAAAAUCUUCAUGCAGCAUUUAUGGAAGCUUCAACUACAGUGGGAUGAAAGUCUCCCACAAUCGUUACAUUUGUCAUGGCUCGAAUAUAUUUCGAAAUUUGAUUCUAUCCAUUAUUUCACAUUUCCUCGCUAUGUUUCAACGCCAAAUUCAAAAAUAGAAAUUCAUGCAUUUUGUGAUGCCAGCCUAGCUGCUUAUGGUGUUUGCGUAUACAUUCGUACUGAACUCGAUGGUGUCGUAAAGUUAUCAUUGCUGUGCUCUAAGUCGAGAGUUUCACCCCUCAAAAGUUUAACGGUACCAAAACUUGAGCUUUCUGCAGCGUGUCUUCUAGCUGAACUCGUGGAUGUAAUUAUCAAUACCUUACCGUUCGAUUGUGUUGUACACUGUUGGUCAGAUUCCAUGGUAGUGCUGUCGUGGCUUCGAGAGCAGCCAUCAAAUUUCAACGUUUUCGUUUCAAAUAGAGUUUCUCGUAUACAAACACUCACUAGUCAAAUGUCGUGGCAUUAUGUUCCUACAAAGUUAAAUCCAGCUGACAUCUUAUCAAGAGGUGCAUCGCCUGAAGAACUGUUAAAUUCUACCCUAUGGAGUUGUGGACCAAAUUUUUUGCGUCAUGAAUCAUCAAUGUGGCCAGAUAGUGUCGAGUUUUUAGCUGAACUACCUGAACGACGUCGUAACAUAUUGGUAGCGGUUUCGCUGUCGGAUUUGUCGAUACAAUCGUCUCAUUUGGAGGUCGUCCAAGAUUUAUCGACGUCAUCGUUUUUAUCUGCCUUGCGUCGUUUUGUUGCGAUUAGGGGCAAACCCAAGGUAAUUUGGUCGGAUAACGCAACAAAUUUCGUGGGAGCCAAAAAUGAGCUGGCUGAGUUAAAACAGCUAUUUUUCAGCCAAUCACAUCAGAAAGCGCUCCAGCAGCAAUGCCUUGAAGAUGGAAUAGAAUGGUCAUUUAUCCCUCCUAGGUCGCCCCACUUUGGUGGAUUGUGGGAGGCGGCUGUUAAGUCUGCAAAAUUACACUUCUAUCGCACAGUUGGCCUCAAUAAAUUGACGUUUGAUGAGUUGCGCACCUUAAUAUGUGAAAUAUCUGCAAUUUUAAAUUCUCGCCCGCUAUGCCCCAUUUCGGAAGAUCCCAAUGAUCUUGAGGUUCUGACACCGGGGCACUUUCUAAUUGGUGGCCCUCUAAUUUCCAUAGUUGAACCCAGUAUAACCGAUUUAGACAUAAGCCGUUUGAGUAGAUGGCAAAGAGUUUGUCAAAUGAAGCAGAUUUUUUGGCAAAGGUGGAGCAACUCCUAUCUAACUUUACUACAAGAGCGCACAAAGUGGCGUGAACAAACUGAAAAUAUCGUUAUUGGAUCAAUGGUCUUAUUGAAAGAUGAAAAUCAACAGCCCUUAAAAUGGCAAAUAGGUCGUAUUACUGACGUCAUACGCGGUGAUGAUAAUGUAGUUCGUGUAGUGAUGGUUCAAACUAGCAACGGAUUAAUGAAGCGUGCUGUAUCAAAG